AUGGUAGUACCACGACGAUCGGAGUUUGUUUUGUUUGGGUCGUCCAUUGUUCAGUACAGUUUACGCCAUGAAGGCCAACUGUACGCUCGUAAGGCAGAUAUCCAUCUACGAGGAUAUGCAGGUUGGAAUUCAAGGAAUGCCUUGGCCGUUCUUGAUGAAGUUUUACCCAAGAGCCUUUCUGAGAAGACUCGCCUCAUCUUUCUUGGUGUUCCUCCUGUGGAUAAGAAAUUGAUGCAAAAACCAGUGAAGGGAGCGGUCGCACAAUGGAGGGCUGCCGAAUAUAUUCAGAAGCUUGUAUCAAGGGGUCCCGAGGGGUGCCGGGAGUUGGAGGUGCCAGCCAUCGACCUUUUCAAUGCAAUACAGCGAAAAGAGGAUUGGUUGACUACUUGCCCAGUGUAA
Messenger RNA from Populus euphratica (Euphrates poplar), 399 nucleotides. RefSeq names its product GDSL esterase/lipase At2g38180-like. The transcript is spliced from 4 exons. Lineage: Eukaryota; Viridiplantae; Streptophyta; Magnoliopsida; Malpighiales; Salicaceae. The coding region runs from base 1 to 399 and encodes 132 amino acids. The record is from RefSeq and is a predicted model, not a curated record.